Molecule: messenger RNA, 1488 nt
Organism: Toxorhynchites rutilus septentrionalis
Lineage: Eukaryota; Metazoa; Arthropoda; Insecta; Diptera; Culicidae
Gene: PIG-U
Product: phosphatidylinositol glycan anchor biosynthesis class U protein
Exons: 4
Coding region: 138-1421 (427 amino acids)
Biological process (GO): attachment of GPI anchor to protein; protein localization to cell surface
Cellular component (GO): GPI-anchor transamidase complex; membrane
Source: RefSeq, a predicted model, not a curated record
UAAACGAUAAGUUUGAAAUAAAACAGAAAAAGCUACUGAUUGGAAACAAAAUAAUAAAUCAUGCCGCAAAUAUAUUAAUCGAUUACCACUCGUAACCAUUGAACAUCCCAUGCAACCAAAAAAAACUCUAGAUAGAAAUGAAGUGGUACAUAAGCAUUACUCUCGGUGCUGCCGUUCGAUACAUGUUGAUGAACUCAGACUAUGCAGUCACGAUCCAGAAUCGGGUUGAAGUUGCCACCCCUCUCAACUCUUGGAAAAGAGCGGUUGAAGGGGCGUAUCUAUACGCCAACGGGACCAAUCCCUAUGACAGUGAUUUGUAUCAUCAAAAUGCACUCGUGCUCGUUUCGGUUUGGUACUUAUUCCAGCAAGCUGCAAGCAUCAUUGCCAUGACUUUCAUUCAGCUUGAAGUGGGUACGAUACUGAUGCUCAAGGUUGCCGCUGCAGUGUUUAUCAAGGAGCUGUACAGCAAACAACUAAAGCGGAGCCGAUCGUUUGCAAAGGGGACAAAGGAGCUGCAAAUUUCGAAGGAUGAUUUGGAAUACAUUCCUUACUAUGUAGCCCUAGCAUAUAUGUUCAAUCCGUACUCAAUCUUGAACUGUGUCGGACAGACGACCACAGUUUUGAGCAACUUUUUGCUGGCAUUGUUCCUAUUGGGUACAUCAUAUAGGCUAAGAAUCAUAGCCUGUGUUGCAUUGGCACUGGAAACCCAAAUCAAUAUCUAUCCUUGUGUGCUGAUAAUUCCAUCGGCGUUGUUUAUCGCAGAGCAUGAUAAAAAUAAGACCUUAAGUAUAAUUGCUACUUGUCUAACCUUCUUGCUAGCUUUCCUGGCGGUUAAUGGUGCGGCGUUCGGCAUCAUUGGUGACUGGAGUUUUCUGGAUGCAACGUAUGGUUUCAUUCUGAACUCGCGCGAUCUGCAGCCAAAUAUUGGUCUGUUUUGGUACUUCUUUACGGAAAUGUUUGACCACUUCCGGACACUAUUCCUCUGUACAUUCCAAAUCAACGCAACUGUGCUGUAUUUAUUCCCGCUGACAUUCAAACUUCACAAGGAACCGAUCAUGCUGAUGACGAUGUUGUUGGCACUGGGUGUAGUUUUCCGACCGUAUCCCUGUGUGGGAGAUAUUAGCAUGUACUUAUCGCUGCUGCCACUUUGGAAAUCAAUCUCAAAAUUCAUGGGCCACAAUUUCAUCGUGGGGGCAACGAUGCUUGUUACCAGUGUUUUGGGACCCACUGUGUGGCAUUUGUGGAUUUACUCCAAUUCAGCUAACGCAAACUUCUACUUUGGUGUUACUCUAGUUUUCUGUACGGCGCAGAUCUUCCUCAUAACGGAUCUUUUCUUCGCGUACAUCAAGCGGGAGUUCUGUCUAAAGAACGGAAUGCACAUCACGAUCGACGGCAAGGAAGCCAGAAUAGCGCUGGAGUGAGAAAGAGUAAGUAUUGAUGAAGGCUGUUGACUUUAAGUGUGACAAAUAGAUUGAAAACAAUUACGAA